Messenger RNA from Cadophora gregata, 817 nucleotides. RefSeq lists its product as uncharacterized. NCBI's taxonomy places the organism in Eukaryota, Fungi, Ascomycota, Leotiomycetes, Helotiales, Ploettnerulaceae. The record is from RefSeq and is a predicted model, not a curated record. The coding region runs from base 97 to 810 and encodes 237 amino acids. The transcript has 2 exons.
CACCACACUCGAUAUCAAUAUUAUCUAUCUCAUUUCCAUCUGCUACUGUCUCGCAUCGAUUAAUCUUUACCGAUCAAGCAACAUUCUGGUAUCGCGAUGGCGAAGAUAGCCGACUUAGCAAGAACCCCUGAUUUGAAUAAUCAGAGGGUGUACUUAGAUAUUUUUGGAGAUGAGAAGAUGAACUGGAGAUUGAGGAAUAUAUACGAGUACGGCUCAUUCCCGACUUACUGCGACCCUACGGUAAUGAGCAAUAAAGGGCGAGACGACAAGGAGAAACACGUUCAGAUAGAUGACACAACGUACUUGGUCAUUGUCACCGAGCAUGUUGAAGAAACCAUCAAGUACUGCUUUUGGAGUCUGCCGCUCAAGACCCCUAUCAUUGUCCUUACUUAUGAUGUCUCUUCCAAGGAGUCAUUCGAACAUCUGAAGAGUAUCUAUCAAAGGAUCCCUGCACCGGAGAAUGGGAAACUACGUCUUAAGCCAGGCCAUCCUCAUCCCACACCCAUUCAGGACCUUUGGGUUCUGGCGAAGCGCUAUCCCGUGAUGACCAUCGGAUGCAGAUAUCCCGAGGAAAGCACAAGAGAAGUGGAGGAAGCCGAUGUGGAUUGUUUUGUUGAACAGCACACUGAGUGCAGGUUUGUUGGAGAGUGCACGCCAGACGAGGGCGAGAACAAAAAUGUCGACAAGGUCUUUCAGUCAGUUCUAGAGGUAUAUCACGAACUCCGGAAGCAUGCUAGGCGAGAAGAAGAUCUCUAUCGUGCGGCUGUUGCCAGUCCUCAAAGGAAGAAAAGGCUGUGUAUAUUGCAAUGAAAAGAUC